AUGGGGUGUGAGGCAUCAGAUGGCGCUACAAACGCUGAUCAUUCUAAGUGCGUAAUUGUUUGCCGGCAACGCGAUUAUCAAACAAAACGUAUUUUUGGUGAUAAGUAAGGAAAGUCGUAAUUGUUGUAAUUGAAAAUGAGUAAAGCACAUCCGCCAGAACUCAAGAAGUACAUGGAUAAGAGGCUGUCUCUGAAAUUAAAUGGCGGUCGGCAUGUCAUCGGUAUACUAAGAGGCUUUGAUCCAUUCAUGAAUAUGGUUAUUGAUGAAAGCAUCGAGGAAUGCAAAGAUGGCACGAAAAACAAUAUUGGAAUGGUGGUAAUUCGCGGCAACAGCGUCAUAAUGUUAGAAGCCUUAGACAGAAUAUGAUUUACCCUACUAGAAUCCUACUUAUAUGUAAUAUGUAUUAUAUUUUUAAAUAAAUAAUCAACAUUUUUUGUAAAAUGUACAUCCUUAAUAUUUUGUAUAACAAUAAUUUCAUAGAAUUCAUAUGUAUUCACAAGUAAUCAUUAAAGAAACUGGUUAAUGUA
Molecule: messenger RNA, 527 nt
Organism: Ooceraea biroi (clonal raider ant)
Lineage: Eukaryota; Metazoa; Arthropoda; Insecta; Hymenoptera; Formicidae
Gene: SNRPG
Product: small nuclear ribonucleoprotein G
Biological process (GO): spliceosomal snRNP assembly; mRNA splicing, via spliceosome
Cellular component (GO): SMN-Sm protein complex; U4 snRNP; U12-type spliceosomal complex
Molecular function (GO): RNA binding
Source: RefSeq, a predicted model, not a curated record